Anarrhichthys ocellatus (wolf-eel) is the source of this 4409-nucleotide messenger RNA. Its product is annotated as phosphatidylinositol 4,5-bisphosphate 3-kinase catalytic subunit gamma isoform. Lineage: Eukaryota; Metazoa; Chordata; Actinopteri; Perciformes; Anarhichadidae. Gene Ontology annotation, cellular component: phosphatidylinositol 3-kinase complex, class IA; cytoplasm; plasma membrane. The transcript is spliced from 12 exons. The record is from RefSeq and is a predicted model, not a curated record. Gene Ontology annotation, biological process: phosphatidylinositol 3-kinase/protein kinase B signal transduction; cell migration; phosphatidylinositol-mediated signaling. Gene Ontology annotation, molecular function: 1-phosphatidylinositol-4-phosphate 3-kinase activity; 1-phosphatidylinositol-3-kinase activity. The coding region runs from base 181 to 3555 and encodes 1124 amino acids.
CGGACUCCACCUGAGGAUCUUAAGAAAGCAGCACCUGUAUUUCCUUUGUUAGCGUGUUGCAUCUGCAACGCUCUAUCAACAACCCAUUAACCACACUGCAGAGAUGGAUCCGAUAAUCAGUCAAAUUCAGAGUUCUUAAAAAAAGGUAUUUAAGUUUGUGAUUUUCUCUCCUAAGUAUCGAUGGAUCUCUCAUUGCUCCUGAACCUGUCUGUCAGUCCACAUGCUGUGGACUCUUUAUUUGGGAGGCCAACUCAGGGCGGCUCUGAGAACAACCUGAAAUUCAUCUGUGAGUUCAAGCACGGGCUCGGUCCACCGCAGGCGUCUGGCGAUGAUGAUUACGAUGUCAAUAUGGCGUGCGGGUCAGUGUCGGUCAUCCUCCCUGCCCAGUGCAGUGUCCACCAGCUGCGGCUAUGCAUCUGCAUGGAGGCACAGGAACAAAAUUGCCACCCAGACCCAUUUGCAGUAUUGGACCCGGAGAGAUACACUCUGCUAUAUGCCAGGGGGGAUGACUGGUACGAGGCCUACGAUGACUGUCAGGUCAUCAGGACGUUGGACAUCCCAUGGUCAUGUGACGACACCGGCCGUCUGUCGGCGCACAUAGUGGUAAAACCGCUGAUGGCAGUCGAUUCGGAGGAGAAGAAGAAACAACAGCGGUGUUUGGCGAACCUGAUCGGACACGACUUGGAGAGAGAAGCGUCUGACAGACUCGGCGAGCUCACGUUCACCCGCAGGAAACUGGCAUCUCCGAGAAGACAAGAGCUCUGGGAUCGGGAUGAUGAGUUGUAUGCCACAGAGCCUUGGGUAACGUGUGCUCCCAUUCCGAAUGACCUUCAGGACCAGCUGAACAGAAAGCUCCCUGUCACCUUCCAUUACAUGAGCAAGAUCAGCUUCAGCAUACAGGUGGACUUUAGUGCAACACCAAGUGUUCUUCUCACAUUUUUUAGAAGAGUGGCGGCAAACCAGAGGCUUGAUUAUGACACUUCGGACAGUUUGGUGUUGAAAGUCUCCGGGAGGGAGGAGUUUUUAUCAGGAGACCACCCCCUGAGCGAUUUCCUCUGGGUUCGACAGUGCUUGAAAACCAACCAAGACCUCCACCUUUCUGUGGUCCCUGUGUCGGAGCUCGCCGACGAGGCUGUCAAGUUCGUGGACUGGCCUCUUGUUGACGGUUCCAGUGGCCAGUUCAGCUCCCACGACGAUCUCCGCCUCGAAGGGAAGGAUUUGGACGACAUCUUCAUGAUAUCCUUGUGGGACUGCAACAGGAGGCUCCGAGUGAAAUUGCUUGGCUUCGACAUCCCAAACCUUCCGAGCAAAUGCCCUCAGUCUGUUUACGUAAAAGCCUCCAUACUCUACGGAAACAAGGUUCUCUCCUCGGUGUCCUCCCUUCCCAAGGCCUUCGCAGAUGAAGUGCUGUGGAAUGAGUGGCUGGACUUUGAUGUUCUCCUCAGGGAUCUGCCACGUGGAGCCAAGCUGGCUUUCACUAUUAAUGCUAGUGGUGGUGACAUCCCCCCAGUAACCAAAGACCCAAAACCUUCAGUAACCAAAGACUCAAAGUUGUCUUUUGUCAAUAAAGCACCGGACCUGCAGAAAGGGAAGGGAAAUGUGCUCUACUUUGUCAAUCUUCUCCUCAUUGACCACAGGUCCGUGCUCAGCCAGGGCCCCUACACCAUGCACAUGUGGUCCUACCCUGAUGUGGAGGAAGGGGCCAUCACCUACCAGGCAGACAAGCUGUCCUCUGCCACUAACCCAGACAUAGCAGACUCCAUGGCUAUCAGCUUCCUUCUAGACCGCUAUAGCUUCCCUGUGGUUCUGCCAAAUAGCUUCAGCAACUCUGAAAGCUCCGGCAGUCGUUCCUCCAGCCUCCCCCCGACCAAAUCAACCACCCCCUCACCCCCUUCCACCUUACCCAGCACAGGUUCUUCCUCUCUGCAUGAGAAACAUUGCCAGGACUCAUCGACAGACACUGGAGUUCUCAGAUCCCCAUCUUCAGUCACCAACACCAACAGGGCUUGCCUCAAAAGGUUCCGGGAGGAGAGCAUCCACUACGCCUCGAAUCUACCCCAAUAUCUGCGCAAUGUUGAUUGGAUGAACCGCAGAGUGGUCGAGGAUGUCCACUGGCUGCUGGGAAACUGGGAUCCUGGAGAGUUGGAUGUGACGGUGGCCCUGGAGCUGCUAAGCAUGGACUUUGCUGACAGGACGGUCAGGAAACUAGCAGUCCAGAGAUUGGAGAGCCUGUCCAAUGACGAUGUAUUGAUGUAUUUGCUUCAGCUGGUGCAGACUCUCAAAGUGGAACCUUACCAUGACAGUUUCCUCGCUCGGUACCUCAUCCAAAGAGCUCUGCGGAGCAAGAGAAUCGGCCACUUCUUCUUCUGGUAUGUCCGCAGUGAGGUGGCAGGGUGUCUGUACUUCCGCCAGCGCAUGGCUGUGAUUCUGGAGGCCUACCUGCUGGGCUGUGGUCAGGCCAUGCUCGACAGCUUCACCCAGCAGGUCCAGGCUGUGGAGGCCCUGCAGGGGGUUGCAUUAGCGAUUAAAAAACUGUACCCCGACAAGUCCGACCUUCCUCCUACAGCUCCCCUCAAGCUUCAAGAGCUUCUUAGAAACAGUAAUCUACCGAAUGAAUUCCUGGUGCCCUAUGACCCCCGGAUCAGAGCUGGAAGGAUCCUGCUGGACAAAAGCAAGGUGAUGGCCUCCAGGAAGAAGCCACUGUGGCUGGAGUUCUCCCCCAUGCCGUCACCCACCUCUGCUACACCCGUGGGAAUAAUCUUCAAAGAGGGGGACGACCUCAGACAGGACAUGCUGGUCAUUCAGACGCUGGUGCUGAUGGACUCUAUCUGGCAGGAAAAAGCUCUGGACCUUAACCUCGUUCCGUACGGCUGCAUCUCCACAGGACACAACAUAGGUAUGAUUGAGAUUGUGAGGAAUGCAGCGACCAUCGCUGCCAUCCACUGGAGCCAGGGAGGAACGUCAGCAGCCUUCAAGAACGAUGCUCUCUUUGAGUGGCUCAAGUCCAAAUGUCCACUCCAGGAAAUACACUACAAGGCCGUGGAGAGAUUUGUGCACUCCUGUGCUGGUUACUGUGUGGCCACGUAUGUGUUGGGCAUAGGAGAUCGACACAAUGACAACAUCAUGAUCACGGACCAAGGGAACCUGUUUCACAUCGACUUCGGUCACAUCUUGGGCAACAGGAAGUACUUCCUUGGCGUGAGCAGGGAGCGUGUACCAUUCGUCCUCACGCCUGACUUCCUGCAUGUCAUGGGCAGGGGCAAAGGGCGCAACAGCCUCUACUUUCAGCGCUUCAGGGACACUUGCACCCAGGCAUACCUCUCCCUGCGCUCGCACUCCCGUCUGCUGGUCACCCUUUUCUCCCUCAUGCUGCUGACGGGCAUCCCUGAGCUGAGUGCUGCAGAGGACAUGCGCUACCUGCGGGAGGCGCUCCAGGAGGAACAGGGUGAGGCAGAGGCCAAGGAGCAUUUCCUCCAGCAAAUCUCUCUGUGUGAGCAGCUGGGCUGGACUGUGCAGGCCAACUGGUGGAUCCACAUGGUGGCAGGCAUCAAGUAGAAACUCUGAAUCGUGCUGCAACAUUUUGUUAUUAUUAAUGUCUAAAUGUAAUAUUGUUUUAUUUUUUGUGGUUGUUCUCAUUGUUUCUUUUUAUGUAUUAUUUCUAAACUCAUGUACUCCCUCACCGCGGCUGUUUUUAUAGACUUUUGGCACAAAAGAUGCUCUUCCACCUUUCUAAACAGGAUGAGUCGACAGCAUGUCAAGAUCAAGUCAGCCAGAAAUCUCACUGGCACCUCAAACACGCCUAUUCUGCAUGUUUGGCUACUGAAAUUAGGAAAUGACCUUCAUCGUUAUUUUAUUUAAAUGUAAAAUUGUCUGAGUGCCCCUAUUUUUAUUCAUAUUGAGCAGAAGCUCAUAUAGUGUGUGUGUGUAUGUAUAUGUCUAUACGUAUAUAUAUAGUGUACUGUAACGUUAAAGGGGAACUGCACUGAUUUUACAUGUCAAAGUUUAAAGGUGUUGGCAACUGCAUAAGUGAAAAAAGUUGUAUAAAGCCAGUCAGUGCCAGUUGUUAACUUACUAGACCUUUGUAGUCUGUUCCUUAUCUACACUUGAUUAGAGCAAGCCCUGAUAUACAAAAAUGAGGACGUGACUUGACUGGCAUGCGAUAUACAAGGUUGAUUAAUACAAAUUUGUUCUAAAAUUCUAAAAUCCCAGAUUAUUAAAUAAAAAUGACACACCAUGCAUAUUCAUGAGGGCGUGUGUCGCAUCAUUUAGAAUACAAAUGUGGAAACUAAUAGGGUGAUGUCCACAAUGGUACACUCCUUGUCUUGUUAAACCACCUAAUACUACAGUAGGCUUUAUAUGAGAUGUGAACAAUGAGGCAUGGACAUUUGUCAGAUAUAAUACGAUGCUAU